CGAAGGCGCAUGACCAAGCUUCCAGUCCGGGAGCGCGGCCACCCCGCGCCCGAUCGACGGGGGGGCUGCCGCGAUGGCGCCCUUCCGCCGGCCGCGGCCCGCCGGGGCGACGAAGCCCGCGCCCGACGGCGCGGCCUCGACGCUCCUGAGCACCUGGCAGCAGCAAAAGCACCUGCCGCCCAUCGACCCCAAAUUGAGCGGCGAGCAGGUCCGCAGAGGUAUGAACUUGGGCCGCUUCGAGCUCACGCGCAAGCUCGGUACGUUCACAUCAUUAGAACUAUCUCACCCUUCUUCGCACAGGCGAGGGCGAGUUCGCGCAGGUGUUCGAGUGCGUCGAGAGGGAGGACCGCUCCAAAAAGUUCGCCUGCAAGGCCAUCCGGAAGGAACGGGUCCAGCGCCACGCGUCCUUACACAAGGCGAAGCGCAACAUCAAGCGCGUCGACACCGAGGUUAGGGCUCUGAAGCGCUUCUCGCACGCGGCGGUCGUGCGACUGUACGACGUCAUCCAGAGCCCGCAGCAUGUGUACUUGGUGUUGGAGCGGGGCGACCGAGAUUUGUACGCGUUCUUAGACGACUACAAGGACGGCUGCACGGAAGACGUGGUGCGGAGCGUCAUGAGGAUUGCGGCGCUGGGCCUGCGCCACUGCCACGCGCAGGGUAUUGCUCAUAGAGAUUUGAAACCAGAAAACGUCCUGGUCAUGGGCACGCCCGACACCUGGGCGGCCCACGAGCAGAACGUCGACCCGAGGAAGCGCGGCGUCGUCAAGCUCUGCGACUUCGGGCUCUGUGCGGACGUCAGUUCGGGAGAGAAUCUCACGGACUUCGUGGGCUCGCCGGGCUUCUUCGCGCCCGAGCUACUCCUCGCGAAGUCGUACUGCGGCAAGCGCGCGGACGUCUGGUCGCUGGGCUGCGUCAUGCUCGAGAUGCUCUUGGGCCACGAGGUCUUCACGAACCUGUGGUGCCCGCCCUACGACCACUUGCACGACGACGAGGCGUUUCGCGACGCCGUUUCGGAGACCGUGCUCCAGGUCAAGCUCGGCUCGACGCAGUGCGCGCCGUCGCCCGCGCUACGUAUGUUGGUCGAGCAGCUCUUGGAUUUGGAGCCGGCGCGGCGCGCGACGGUGGACCAGCUCUGCGAGGCCGCGUACUUCGACCUCGUCCUGCCGAACGCGGAGGGCGGCGCGCGGAAGUUGCUGCGGCUCACCUACGACUCCGCGCGGCGCUCCUUCUCCGACACGCCCAUGCCUCACCGCCGCCCCUGCGGCCGCCGCAAGCGCGUCACGCUCUCGCGCAUCGAUUCCACGGAAUCCGACAAACUCGGCGCCGCGGCGCGCGGCCUCCGCGUCCAGACGAGCGUCGACCUCUCCCGGCCGCGCGAGCCCGACUCGCCGACGUCGCCAUCACCUAUCCACGCGCCCGAGGGCCUCGCCGAGCCGCCGACGCGGCCGGCCUCCUUCGACGCCGUCCCGGCCGCCGCCUAGCGGCCCUAGGCCCACCCACCACGCCCCCAACGCACACUCCACAGCCUGUCUGUGUUGUCACACGCCCCCCCUGUGCCCCCGCGUAAUCAGUCGUCGUCA
Molecule: messenger RNA, 1580 nt
Organism: Pelagomonas calceolata
Lineage: Eukaryota; Pelagophyceae; Pelagomonadales; Pelagomonadaceae
Source: the annotation of a GenBank genome assembly